AUGGCGGCCCCCAAGUUCGAGCUCUACGGCUACUUCCGCUCCUCCUGCUCCGGCCGGCUGCGGAUCGCGCUUCACCUGAAGGCGAUCCCGUACACCCGCCACUUCAUAAACCUCCUCCAGGGCGAGCAGAGGUCGGACGCCUUCAAGGCUCUCAACCCCUCCGGCACCGUGCCCCUCCUCGUCAGCCAUCACCCAGAUACCAACGCUACGUUUACCAUCGGCCAGUCUCUCGCUGCCCUCGAGUAUCUCGAAGAAUGCAUGCCCGCUGGCACUCGCGCUCUUCUCCCACCCCUGUCGGACCCCGUAGCGCGCGCCCGCGUGCGCACCGUGUGUCUGCUAAUCGGGUGUGAUAUCCAGCCGGUGACGAAUUUGCGCAUUCAAAUGAAGGUCAAGGCCAUGCAGGGCGACCCGGCGGCGUGGUCCUGCGAGUUGGCCACGCAGGGAUUCGAGGCGCUGGAGAAGACGCUGGAGGGCAGUGCGGGAAAGUAUUGCGUGGGAGAUGAGAUCACGCUGGCCGAUGUCUGCCUCGUACCGGCUGUGUGGGCCGCAGAGAGAGUGAACGUCGACUUCAGCCGGCUUCCCCUCGUUAAGAGGGUGUUUGAUGAGAUGAUGAAGGAAGACGCUGUGCAGAAGGCACAUUGGCAGCACCAAGAGGACACGCCCGAGACGUUGAGAGCGUGA
Messenger RNA from Ophidiomyces ophidiicola, 681 nucleotides. RefSeq lists its product as uncharacterized. Gene Ontology annotation, molecular function: maleylacetoacetate isomerase activity; glutathione transferase activity. Gene Ontology annotation, biological process: glutathione metabolic process; L-phenylalanine catabolic process. The coding region runs from base 1 to 681 and encodes 226 amino acids. The transcript has a single exon. NCBI's taxonomy places the organism in Eukaryota, Fungi, Ascomycota, Eurotiomycetes, Onygenales, Onygenaceae. The record is from RefSeq and is a predicted model, not a curated record. Gene Ontology annotation, cellular component: mitochondrion; cytoplasm.